Molecule: messenger RNA, 2192 nt
Organism: Anopheles stephensi (Asian malaria mosquito)
Lineage: Eukaryota; Metazoa; Arthropoda; Insecta; Diptera; Culicidae
Product: coiled-coil domain-containing protein 149-A
Exons: 5
Coding region: 371-1918 (515 amino acids)
Source: RefSeq, a predicted model, not a curated record
UUGACAGCUAUGCAACGAUAUAAACAAAAUUACAGAAAAAAGCGAAAAGAAUUGCUAAAUAAAUUAACAACCAACAGUUUCCCACGGGUUCAAGUGACUUAACAAACCUGCAGUGUAGAUAGAUAGCAUUAAAACGUCUUAGUUAAGAGAGAAAACAAUGCAGUGUACAACAUUGCCCGGGCGUUCGCAUCAACUCUGAAAUCGAACACGCAGACCAAAGAGGACACGCUCAAAAAUCGAUGACAACAAUCGCGUUCAACAGCAAUUGCGCUCGUUGCUUACAAAUUAGUGUUUGAUAGCGAAAUUUCCUAUCAAUCCAAAUCAAUGUUAAGCUAGGAAACCGUGAACGUGCUGUAUACGAAUCCUAAAAAUGGCCAGUACUACCAUGGCCAGAGGCAGAAAACCCUCUGCCAGCUCUAUCGCACCCAAAAGUAACCAUAUGGAUACGGAAAGUGAUGAACAGGAGUACACAGCUCUUAGCCGCAAGCUUCAAAGCAAGGUAGAAGCACUGAAAAUCAUGCGCUACGAGCUCGAAAAAUGUCGCACGGAACGGGACCAGUUUAAGCUGAUGGCCGAAACGAUCCAGCUACGAUACUCGGCCAUCAAGAACAGCCUGAACGCACCCGACUUUCAAGCGGCCGGAUUCGGCAACAGUUCCGCCGUCAGUCUGCUGGUCAAACAAACGCGCGAACGGAACGAAUCACUAACGACCGAGGUAGAAUCGCUCAAGCAGCGACUGUUCGAUCUCGAGGGUGACAUCAAGGUGGUGCGGGCCAGAAACGUCGAGCUGCAGGACAUCUGCUCAAAGCUACGGGCCACCAACGAAUCGCUACUCACGGCCAACGGGGACAAGACGUGGCAGGCCGAAAAAUCACAACUAAUCGCACAGCUCGAACAACUGCGGAAGCGUAACGCACAGCUGCAGUACGACUUUCGAUCGCUGCUGGACGAAAAGGAAGAAACCGUUACGGAGCGUGACGCUUACAAGUGUAAAGCCCACCGACUGAACCACGAGCUGACCGUUGCGCUGCGAGGAGCCGGUGGAACCUCCCAGACCCUGCUCGAUAUUGACGGGCUAAUACUGGAGAAUAAGUAUCAGGCGGAAAAGAUCGCCAACAUCGAAAACGAACUAAGUCUCGCGCGGCAAGCAGCUAGCAAGUAUAAGUCCAUGCUGGAAACGAACCGGAAGAAGGGCAUUAUCAAACUUGGCACUAACAACAAUAACAAAACGAUCAUGUCCCAUUCGCAAGUGAAACACCUGCUAGAGAAUGGAACCGUCGAUGAGCUGCCGCUUAGAGCGGCCACAAUAUCCGAUCUGAAAUCACUCUGCCUAGCGCUGCUGGAUAAUGUGAACGACAAAAGUCUCGCACUUUCGCACCAAAAGAAGACAAAUAAGUUGUUGGCUACUAAAAUAGCUGAACUGGAGCGUCACAUCAAAACGCUAGCGGGCAGUGACGAUCGGACGACCAUGGCGAGCCUAUCGCCCUCGCAGUAUCUGCUGAACGGAUACAGCUCGGCCACCGUCGAUCAGGACCAAGACGGUGAUAUUAUUGUGCGGCAUCGACCGGAAACAGCGGAACUCACCGCCCAAGGAUCACCGAUAGGACCGGCGGAGGGUAACAGUUCGAGCGGUCCAUCGCACAGUGGUCAACGCACGGAACCGUCCAGUUCGAACAAAAGUUGCGUACUGAGUUGCUCCGACGACGACGAGGAGGACGAUGAAGAUGCUGGCCGCUGCACGGGCGAUAGUGCAACCACCAACACCUCCAACACGGAAGAGCUACAGGCGGCAAUCGCGCAACUGGUGGCGUCCGUCGAGCGUGAUCUUAACACCGACGAACAGCUACCUCAGCUGCCGGACGAUAUUGCGGCCCUGAUCGAACAGUUCAAAGCGACGGACAGUGAACAUGUGUCCUAAACCGCCGCCGGUGCAGGAUCGGCCAUCUCGUUGAUUGGUUUUGCGAAUCGUUUUUUCUCCUGGCGCUCUAAAAUACACCUAUCCGAUGCUAUCAACACGCCGUUACUUUCCUCCUUACCAUAGCACUAUGCUUCACGAGUGUGGCCAUUAUGUGGUGACCGAACCUGGUUCACGUGACAUUAAGUUCCGCGAGCGAAAUAAUCUCUGAUUCAAAAGAAAACCGUUUUGAAAAACAAUUGUUAUGAAUAAUAAACACAUGAACAAAAACCAAUCU